Messenger RNA from Branchiostoma belcheri (Belcher's lancelet), 3348 nucleotides. RefSeq names its product ABC transporter G family member 14-like. The transcript has 19 exons. The record is from RefSeq and is a predicted model, not a curated record. Lineage: Eukaryota; Metazoa; Chordata; Leptocardii; Amphioxiformes; Branchiostomatidae. Gene Ontology annotation, molecular function: ATP hydrolysis activity; protein binding; ABC-type transporter activity. Bases 157 to 3138 code for a protein of 993 amino acids. Gene Ontology annotation, cellular component: plasma membrane.
UUGCUUCUUUCAUCAAAACAACACUAGUAGUAAAUUCAAGGGCAUGCAAAACAACCCUGAGAUGUAUUGAUAUCGAUAUUUAUACCGCUACAUUAUGUGAGUAAUCAAAGUACGUUUAGGGUUCCCCUUGGGAGACAAAGCAUCAUCAUCAUCAACAUGGCUGCCGCGGACCAAGAAACCCACGUCAGCGCAGUCCGUCCUCGUUCCUACCAAGACGAGAGCUAUCUGCACGGAUUUCUUGGAGCUGUGGGUGACUUACAGAAGGAAGGGGAACUGCAGGAUGUCGUCCUUGAAGUCGAGGGCCGGCGGUUUCCCUGCCAUCGGCUUGUUCUGUCCGCGGCCAGCCCCUACUUCAGAGCCAUGUUUACAAGCGACAUGGCGGAAAGUCGGCAGAACACGGUUGUUUUACAGGGUUUGGAUGCAGAUAUGUUUGAGGAGAUCCUGAGUUACAUCUACUCGGGAACCCUCCGUGUGUCCCUGGACAGAGUGCAGCCCCUGUACCAGGCAGCUGACCUCCUCCAACUGGACUAUGUGAGAGACACCUGCAGCAGCUACAUGGCCAUGAACGUGGAACGCUCCACCUGUGUGGACCUGUACAAGUUUGCUGAUGUUUUCAGGAUGGAUGUUGUUCUUAACUCUUGUCUGCAGUAUAUAUGUCAGCAUUUUGUGGAGGUUUCCUCCAGUGAGGAGUUCUGCAGCCUGAGUGUGGAUCAGCUGACUGAGAUCAUCAGCCAGGAUAAGCUGGAGGUUAAAGAGGAGACAAGAGUGUGGGAGGCUGUGGUGAGAUGGGUGCAGCACAGCAGGGAGGACAGACUGCAGCACCUACCCAGCAUCCUCCCUCACAUCCGCUUCAACCUGCUGACCUCAGACGACAUGGAAGCCAUCUUGGAACAUCCCCUGGACAAGGAGGAUCAUGGGAGUUCUGAGGUCAUCAGGAAUGCGGUACAGACGAGGAACCCCAACCUGAAGCCGAGGCUUGGGAUGACAACGGAAAUGGCUCUGCUGUACCACGAAAGAGGUAUGCAGACUGGUGAGGAGCUGUCCAGACUCACGGCCCCCCUCCACAGGAGGUCUGUGAAGGAGGGGGUGAACCUGCACUUCAGGGGGAUCUAUGUGCAGAUAGACGGGAAGGACAUCCUACAUGAUGUGUCAGGAACAGUCAAACCUGGGGAACUGCUCGCUGUCAUGGGACCAAGUGGUUCUGGAAAGACGACCCUCCUGAGUGUCUUGUCAGGAAGAGUCUCUCCUGAACACCUGAAGGCCGGGGAGAUUCUCGUCAAUGGAGGGCCAAUCACAAAACGUAUCAAGAGGAAAAUCUGCUACGUCUUACAGCAGGACAUCUUCCUAGGGAACCUCACACUUAGAGAAACACUCAUGUUCACAGCCAUGUUGAGACUGCCAGAGAAAAUGCCGUACCAUGAGAAAGAGAAGAAAGUAGAGGAGAUCGUCGACGCUUUAGACAUCAGGAAAUGUCUGGAUACACUGAUAGGAACAGACCUGAAGCGAGGUUUGUCAGGCGGUGAGAAGAAGAGAGCUAACAUCGCCAGUGAGCUGCUGACAGAUCCCUCCCUCAUGCUGCUAGAUGAGCCGACCUCUGGCCUAGACUCUAGCACGGCGUACAGCCUGAUGACAACAGUGAAACAGUACACAGAACAGCACAACAAGACAGUCGUCACUACCAUCCACCAGCCCUCCAGUCAGAUCUACCACAUGUUCGACAAGCUGCUGCUCAUGGCUGAUGGAGAGAUUGCGUAUUUUGGAGAUGCCCAUAACAUCCUGGAGUUCUUCAGCAGACUGGGGAUGCAGCCCAAACCUAACUACAAUCCCGCUGACUUCAUCUUGGAGAAAGUAAAGGAAAGUGAUGAAGUAGAGAAGAGAAUCAUCCAUGCUUCCAAUGAGAUGAGGAAAGUCUCGACCCUGUCCCCCCUGACAGGCUCCAGUGAAACCAUGGCAACCGGGAGGAAAAACAUCAAAACCAUCAGCGGACUGAACCACAGAAACGGGCUGGGUCCCAACAACGUGCAUCUGAACCAUGUUCCCAAGGGAGCUGUAGCUGUGGAUAUGGGGGAGGGUGAGAAGGAGGCAAAAUGGCCAACUGGUUUCCUGACACAAUACAAGGUUUUGACCCACAGGAACUUCAAGGAGGCCAAACCCAGGCUGUACUCGCGCCUAAACUGGAUACAGAACAUCGGUGUCACCCUCAUCUUGGCUCUGGUGUGGUUCCAGACUCCCCUCGUGGAGGAGAAGAUUCGAGAUGUCUCGGGAGCCAUUUUCUUCUUGAUCACAUACUGGGGGUUUAUGCCAAUGGCUGAUGCUCUGUUAGCAUUUCCAUCGGAGAGGCUUGUGGUAAAUAAAGAGCGGUUAGCCGGUUCCUACCGCCUGUCGUCCUACUACCUGGCCAAGGUGACCAGCGAGGCACCUCUCAUGCUGCUGCUCCCUACAUUCAUGAUAUCUGUGUGCUACCCCAUGUGUGGGUUUGGUAAUGCUGCAGGAUUCUUCUCCGCAUGGAGUCUUCUCAUGCUGAGUGCACUCACUGCACAGUCCAUAGGAUUCUUCAUGAGUUCAGUGUUUUUUGAGUUCCGUGAGGGCCUGGUUGCGGUGUCAGUGUUCAUGCUGUCUAACCUACUGCUGGGAGGGUUCUACAACUCUGACAUCCCGUUCUGGCUGACCUGGGUGCAGUACCUCACCUUCCUCAACUACUCCUUCCAGGCACAACUCACCGUACACUUCACUCCAGAACAUCUGUACAGGUGCAGCACAGACAAGUCCCUGUUCAGCACCUGUAUCAAUGCCUUAAACUCAACAUCAACAGAAGCUACAACAGUGGGGAACAUCGGAACUGCUGCUGCUACCACCCUUAACUCCCUCCUCACCACCACUGCAUCAGCCUUAAACUCCACCUCAGAAGUUAUCCUAAACACCACAACUCAAGCUACAACUUCUCUAAGCAGUACCAUGGUAAGCACCACCAUGGUACCACCUUCGCUGCCCACGGUACACAUACCGUCAGAGGAGAUCCUACUGCAGCUGGGAGCAAGAUUUCCGAUGUGGGUGGAUGUUAUUGUGUUGUUGGGCAUCAUGUUUGGGUUUAGAUACCUCGGUUACCUGGUACUCAGGUACUUCAGGAAACCCAAAUAGAGCAGUUUUUAACCAAAGUUUUAAAGUGUGCAGUCUAUCUUCUGUCUUUUAAACUCACAGAAUAGAGGCAAAUGGUAUAGUAUAAGGACCACAUCUGUAAAAGGACCACCUGGCCAUAGUGGCCAUAUUUUGGUGGCCUUUAGAUUAUUUUCUUAAUUGAACUUUAUCAAAAUCAAGAAUCGUGUCUAUAGUGGCCACCUUGCAAAUACU